UCCUAUGACGUGUGAUUUGGACACGUCAAUACCAAGAAAUUAAAAAAGUUGUAUCAAAAAUAUCAAACGAAUCCUAUGACGAUUGACGAUACAUUAUAUAAAGCUAACGUAUCACAAUAGAAAUAGUGAAAUAAAUGAUAAGUGAUCGUAUAAACAGCUGCAAUGAAGAUCAAAGAAUGUAUCAUUUGUCUACUUGUGAUAUUCCACUGUUCAUAUGCACCUCCAGUGUCCCAGGAUAAAUCUAAAGAACAGGACAGUGAAAUAAAGGAUGAUCUGGAAGAGUAUAUGGAAUACCAUAGAUAUUUAAAAGAAGUAGUCCAAGCUCUGGAGAGUGAUCCAGAUUUCAGAGAGCGGUUGGAAAAGGCAGAUGAAGAAGAUGUUAGAUCUGGGAGGAUAGCUGAACAACUGGACUUUGUCAAUCACAAUGUAAGAACUAAACUGGAUGAAAUUAAACGACGAGAAAUGGAUCGACUUCGCCACCUAGCUACUAAACAAUUUGAGUUAACUAACGAACUUGAAAUAAACACUGGAAAAAUACCUUCAAAUGAACAUUUAGAUCAUGCUAAUCCACAUACUUUUGAAAUUGAAGAUCUUAAGAAGUUGAUCAAGAAAACAACAUCUGAUUUAGAAGAGGCCGACAAGCAGAGAAAACAACAAUUCAAGAAAUAUGAAAUGGAAAAAGAGUUCGAGAAACAUCAAAAACUAGAAGCAAUGGAUGAGGCGCAUAAGAAGGAAUAUAUGGAGAAAGUUAAGCAAGAGGAAGAUGCAAGGAAACAUCACCAACCAUUACAUCAUCCUGUGACCAGAGAACAGUUGUUAGAACUAUGGAAAAACGCCGACCAUAUGGAUAAAAAAGAUUUCAACCCAAAAGCGUUUUUCAUGAUGCAUGACGUUGACGGGAACGGCGUUUGGGAUGCUGAUGAAGUGAAAGCACUGUUUAUCAAGGAGUUGGACAAAGUUUACGGGCCAGGCGGUCCCAACAAGGAUCUGCACGAGAGAGCUGAAGAAAUGGAGCGUAUGCGUGAACACGUCUUCAAAGAGAACGACCGCAAUCGAGACGGUCUUAUCGACUUCCAUGAGUUCAUGACUGAGACUCAGAAGGCAGACUUUAAUCAGGAUGAAGGCUGGAAAACCAUUGAUGAAAAUCAAAUUUAUACGCAAUCGGAAUACGAAGAAUUUGAAAGGAGAAGACUCGAGGAACUGAGAUACCUGCAGCAGCGAGGUUUGGUUGACGCCCACGGUAGACCGGUACCGGGUGCCGAACAUCAAAUUCAUCAAGCAUACCAGCAACAACAGGCCUUCCAUCAACAACAACAAUUCCAGCAAGCCCAGCAACAAGGAUACCAAGGCCAGCAACAGUAUCAGGGACAUCCUCAAGGACAACUUCCCCCGCAAUAUGCACCAGGUCAAGCGCCCCCAGGCUAUCAGCAAGGCUAUCAUCCAAGUCAGAUACCACAAGGACAAGGUCAAUUCCAAGGUUACCCGCAAGGUCAAUUCCAGGGCCCCCCUCAAGGUCAGUUCCAAGGGCAGCCUCACGGUCAGUUCCAGGCGCAUCAGAGCCAACCCCAAGGUCAACAGGGUCAGGCACAAGGCCAGCAGCAACAUCCAGCACAAAAUCAACAACCAGGAAACUUGAACCAGCAACCACCAUCACAGGCAGUGAACCAGCCAUCUCAGCAACAAGGACUUCGAUCUGAUUCCCCUGUGCAAGGCCAGUCCCCACCGGCUCAGGGCCAGGGUGGUCAAACACAAAGUAGCCAAGUGCAAGGCCAUGAUCAAUCAUCGCAAGGUCAAAACCAGGGCCAGGCUUCGCAGGUCCAAAACCAAGGACAACCUUCGCAAGGUCAAGCCCCUACUAUUCAGGCUCAACCGCCCAAUGUAGUCGCUAAUCAUUAGAUGUAUGCUAUUUGGCUAUUAAUCACAGCACUGCUACUCGCAUAUUGGUGCCAAAUUAUAUUCCAUUUUGUAUUAUCUCAUGCUCACUUUUAUAAUUUUUUAUGCAUCACGAAUAUUUUAACUUUGCCAGAUUUAAAUGUACUACCAUUUUUGUCUAUAGACCAAUAAAAUAUACUGUGAAUAACUAACGAAUAGUGACUACCGUAAUAGCGCUU
Messenger RNA from Papilio machaon (common yellow swallowtail), 2111 nucleotides. It is a transcript of the gene NUCB1, whose product is annotated as nucleobindin-2. The record is from RefSeq and is a predicted model, not a curated record. Bases 163 to 1896 code for a protein of 577 amino acids. Gene Ontology annotation, cellular component: extracellular exosome; endoplasmic reticulum-Golgi intermediate compartment. Lineage: Eukaryota; Metazoa; Arthropoda; Insecta; Lepidoptera; Papilionidae. The transcript is spliced from 10 exons. Gene Ontology annotation, molecular function: calcium ion binding.